GCAGUARAAGUACAUGGAACGUCGAACAGAGCAAGACGAGGUUCGGUAUUACAGACUUCAACAACUCUCUUAGUUUAUCCAUACCGAACGGUCGUUGACCACAUUCCACAUUCUUACCUUCGGGCACCAAGCAAAAAGACAACUCUAUCACCAUGGGCAAGAAAAACAAGAACAAGAAGGGAGGCCAGCAGCAACAGGCUGCCGACGACGACGACUGGGAGGCCUUGCUCGAUGCGGAGGCCAGCAAGAACAGUGCUGCUGCCGAGGCGGGAGCCGCAAAAGCGGAGGAGGAACCGAAGAAGGAAGAAGCCCCAGCUGCUCCUGCGGAACCUCUCGACGCAGCCGCUGCAUUUUUGGCGGCCCAGGGUCUCGACGGCGACGGCGGCGGCGGAGGAGGAGGAGGAGGAAAGAAGAAGAAGAAGAAGAAAAAGGGAGGAGCAGGCGCAGGACAAAAGAAAGAAGACCCAAAGGUGCGUGARCAGCCAACUUUCUGUGCCUUUUCUUUUUGACGACGAACUGUGUAUUGUCAUAGCAAUGGUUUGUCGUAYCCCAUAUUAAUUAUGGACUGAGGAACAAAGAAACCUAUCGAGGAUUGUCAUGGUUUCCUUGCUGAAUGCAACUUUGUUCGUGCGGUGGCUUUCGAGUUCGAUUGAUUUUUGUGGAAUCAAGAACGAUUACUUUAUGYGCUUUCCGAACGAACUAACAAAUUCUUGGUCGUUUCGAUUUGUUGGUUGUCUUAGGUCUCGGCUCGCGGAAAAAUGGUCCAGGAACGCUUGCGAAAGCAGCAGGAGGAGGCAGCUAGAAUUGCGGCCGAAGAGGAAGCAGAACGCCAGCGCAUUGCCGAAAUCGAACGCAAAGAGGCAGAGGAAGAAAGACGAAAAGAGGAGGAAAAGGAACGUAAAAAGCAGAAGCAGAGAGAAAAGAUCGAGCGACAAAAGCGCGAGGGAACCUACAUGACGAAGAAACARAGGCAAAAGGCUGCCCUGGCGCAAGAGAGGCUGAAGGCGAUGAGAGACGCUGGGAUGCUUCCCGUGGAAGCAGAGAAGAGCGAAGACUCGAAACCCAAGAGGGUCGUAUACGACAAUAGAAAGAAGAAAAAGGAGGAAAAACCACCAGAGCCCGAACCCGAGCCUGAACCCGAGCCUGAACCAGAGCCGGAACCGGAACCUGAUCCAGAACCAGAGGAAGCUGCAGUCGACGACGAAUCUUCGGGCGACGAAUGGGAUGCUGACAGCGACAGCGAMGACGAUGACAARUUCGCCGACCUGGAUGCCCGCCUUGAAAAGGUUGUGAUCGAAGAUGACAACGUUGAUCUGAUUGAGUUGGAAAAGAAACAGGAGCAGAAACGCCUUGCCGAACUCGGAAGAAAGCGUGCAGAACAAGAGCGCAAAGAAGAGCUGAGACUUGCUGAGCUGRAAAAGCAGGCAGAUGCCGCAGAAAGAGCCGAAUUGCUCAAGGAACAGAAACGUCAAGAAGGAAAGAAAAAGAGAGAGGAAGAAGAGAAGGCAAAUCUGGCUGCUCGUUCGCCCGACAACCUCCGUUGUCCGAUUACCGUCAUUAUGGGUCACGUAGAUACCGGAAAGACGAAACUUCUGGACAAAAUCCGCAGGACAAAUGUCCAGGAAGGAGAAGCAGGAGGAAUCACGCAACAAAUUGGUGCCACCUACUUUGAAAAGAAGACCCUCGAAGCCCAAACCCAAAAACUCAACGCKACUGAAAAAUUCGACAUUAAAGUUCCUGGAAUGCUUAUCAUUGAUACCCCGGGUCACGAAUCUUUUGCCAACCUGCGUUCUCGAGGUUCGUCACUGUGUGAUGUUGCCAUUUUGGUGGUGGAUCUGAUGCACGGUCUGGAACAACAAACAAUAGAAAGUUUGAACAUGCUUCGUAAGAAAAAUGUUCCUUUUGUAGUCGCCCUGAACAAAAUCGACAGAUGCUACAACUGGAAGACUUGCAAAGACACCCCUAUCCGUGACGCACUCAAGGAUCAGGAAGAGGGGACCAUUUCUGAAUUUCGCAGCCGUGCCGCCGACGCAAAACUCCAACUCGCGGAACAAGGAGUCAACUCGAAUUUAUACUGGGAAAUGGGAGACGACGAUUGGAGCAAUUCUGAUUUUAUCCCAUUGGUUCCAACUUCUGCAAUUACCGGAGAGGGUGUGCAAGACAUCCUCAUGCUUUUGUGCCAGAUGGCCCAGCGCAAGAUUUGGGAAAGCAUUAUGUGGUGCGCWAAUCUCGAAGCCACCGUACUCGAGGUCAAGGCGAUCGAWGGUUUGGGAAUGACCGUCGAUGUUCUUGUGGUGAACGGAUAUUUGAGAGAAGGAGACAAGGCAGUCUUCUGUACUCUUGAUGGACCAAUUGUAACGGAAAUUCGUGGUCUCUUAACGCCACCACCCAGCAGAGAAAUGCGAAUCAAAUCCGACUACAUCCAUCACAAGGAGAUUAAGGGUGCUAUUGGUGUAAAAGUAAUUGGAAACAACCUUGACAAAGUAAUGGCUGGKACACCCGUCAUGGUAAGUGUGUAAUUGGUAAUGUGAGAGUUUGUCUGCUUUGUUUGGAGUWCUCGCAUCGAGAAUACUCUUCGAGAAAUUGAAAUUCUAACGCGAAUGGCAUGCGUUUCGAUAAACUUCAAUCAAUGAUAAGGUCGUUGGUCCCAAUGACGAAGUAGAAGAUAUUAAGGCUGAGGUCAUGAGUGAUUUAGCAAAUCUAGAAUCGCAUCUUAGUACCGACAGAGUUGGUGUACUGGUUCAGGCCUCAACUCUGGGUGCGCUGGAGGCACUGCUCCAAUUUCUUCGCGUGGAUACCGAUCCUCCUAUCCCCGUAAGCGCUAUUGGUAUUGGUACCAUUCACAAGCGCGAUGUGACAAAGAUCUCKAUCAUGAACGAAAAGGGACAUCCGGAAUAUGCAACAAUCUUAGCGUUUGAUUGUGACAUUGAAAAGGAAGCGAGGGAGCACGCUGCCGAGAUGGGUGUUCGUAUUAUGACAGCGGAUAUCAUCUACCAUUUGUUUGACCAAUUUACGAGAUUUAUGGACGAGCUUACUGCCAAGAGGCGCGAAGAAGCCGCUGCGGUUGCCGUCUUCCCAAGCAUCAUCAAGAUCCUUCCACAGCACGUCUUCAAUCAGAAGGAUCCCAUCAUUGUUGGUGUUGAAGUUGUGGAGGGUAUUCUCAAGAUCGGAACCCCUCUUUGCGUUCCAGCGAUCGGCGGCCUUCACGUUGGGAAAGUUACAUCGAUUGAGAUGAACGGGAAAGAACAGAACACUGCGCGAAAAGGGCAAUCGGUGGCCAUUAAGAUUGUGAACGAAAGCAACCCAAACAUAACAUACGGCCGUCAAUUUGACUCUUCCCACAGCCUUUACUCUACCCUCACGAGAGCGUCCAUUGAUGCACUCAARCUCAACUUCAAGGAUGCACUGGAAAAGGAAGACUGGAGACUCGUUGUGAAGAUGAAAAAGGUUUUCUGUAUCAUCUAAAUUUGGAGAGAACAACAUCCGUACRGUAUGAUUURAARAUAAAAUCUAGU
This is a messenger RNA of Pseudo-nitzschia multistriata, 3515 nucleotides long. The record is from the annotation of a GenBank genome assembly. Lineage: Eukaryota; Bacillariophyta; Bacillariophyceae; Bacillariales; Bacillariaceae.